Messenger RNA from Nothoprocta perdicaria, 3221 nucleotides. RefSeq names its product testis development related protein (gene TDRP). Bases 1 to 516 code for a protein of 171 amino acids. Lineage: Eukaryota; Metazoa; Chordata; Aves; Tinamiformes; Tinamidae. Gene Ontology annotation, biological process: spermatogenesis. The transcript is spliced from 4 exons. Gene Ontology annotation, cellular component: nucleus; cytosol. The record is from RefSeq and is a predicted model, not a curated record.
AUGGUGAAUAAAGACCAGUUUCUCCAUGAUGAAGUUUCAUCUUCAGUGUCACAGCUUGCGACAAAGGUCCAGGGGGCAGGUUUCCGCGGCUGGAAAGAAGUAACCUCUAUGUUCAACAAAGACGACGAACAGCAGUUGCUCGCGGGAUGCAGGUCUCCAAAAUCCAAAGGAACAAACCUCAAGUUAAAGGAGGAGAUGAAGUCAGAAAAGAAGCCAGGAUUUUGGGACAGUUUGGUGAUAAAGCAGAACGUCCAGUCUAGGAAACCAGACGAGAUUGAGGGAUGGGAACCGCCGCCCAUCACUGCUGCUGCCCCUGCCGGCGACGCGGCAAGCACUUUAAGUGACUGUUCAGCCUGGUCGGGCUGGGAGGAAGAAACCAAAGGCUCCACCAAAUACACGAACCUGGCGAGCUCAGGAAACAGCUCCAGGUGGAGCAUCAAGUCAGCGGGGAAGCUGGUGAGCAUUAGACGGCAGAGCAAAGGUAACUUAACUGACAACUGGGAAGAACUAGAGUGAUGCUGGUGACGUGAAGGGCUUUAUAAGCAGGAGGGAGGUUCCUUGAUAUUUACUUGUGUGUUGAAACCAAAAUCGAAUCUGCUCAAUAUUGCACCUUUAUACAGUACUUUGUUUUAUUCAGAUUGUUGCAAAUUUUUGCUCACCUGAUAGUGAAUUUUCUUAUUACAUUGUUAAAUACCUGUUUUCCACACUGAAAAAAAAAAGAAGUAGAGAAUCUAUUUUGUGCCUAUAUUUCACAUUCAGACUCUGCAGUACGUUGGGUUGUUGGUUUUACCAAAAAAAAAUGUAAUUCCUUAGUGAAUGUAUACACUGGUUGUAAAUUUGGCUGCCUUAUGUAGGAACUUCCACUAGCUUGAGGUCCUGUUUUUGUUUGUUUUCCUGAGAUUGGAGGGUCACUCAAAAUGUUAGUUUUGAUGCUGUCCCUUUUUUAGUAAGAAUACUGCUGUGUAGCUUGCAGGAAGAAUGCUUGUACUGAGCACACUGUUUGGUGACUCCUGAGCCCCAGCCUAUGCUCCAGCUUGUGCACACGAUGCUCCACUGUCCAAGCAAAAUGGGAAAAUCCUGCUCUGAAGUCACUGCCUCCUUCGCAGGAGCUUCACCAAGAGUCAGCUCAAACGGGUCUUCCAAAGCUUUUUAUACUGAACGUUGUUUGACAUAGCUAAAAUUUUCAGUUUUUAAGAGACAUGUCAUGCCAAAAAACCUGAAAUGUAAAUAAUUAUUGCGAAUCUGGAAAGCGGCGGUGAGUCGGGAGCCUAAAGCAUCUCUGCGUUGAGGAUGUGUAGCCCCGAACCUCGGGGUAGGUUACUGCUUAUGGAGGGUGUAUGUCCUCUGUUUUACAACAGCUGGUGCUUGUUCUGUGAGUGUUUGGCUUUCCUUUCCUAUAAGCUGUGAUGGAAUUGCACUCCAGCAUUUUCAGGAUACCUGAGCCAUUGCAAGCAAGUGCAUGCACGUGACUUCAGAAGCUUUUCUUAUUAUAAAGCUUAGCUACCGAUACUUUCCUUUUUGGUAAAAGGGGGCAAAGCGUUGGACUAGAGAUUUGGAAUGUAUAUAGGAUACUAAAAGUGCCUCUUUCUAGCAUCUUGUCUCUCAUUAGCAGGGUGGUCAAGGUCAGAUGUGAAACUAGUUUCCGCUUUGUUGCUGUGGCCCCUGUAAGGGCUGGUUUAUCUCUCAUGGGAAAAGAUCCGCCCCUGCCAAAUGAGCCCUGGGACCUUUCUCUCCUGAUCCUUAAACUGGCAAAACGGAGCUGAAACUUGCUGGCUGCUUAGCAAUGCGGCUAGGACUGCGGGAAGAUCCAGUUAGCUUUGGAUGAAGUCAACCUUUUUACAAGAAAGCAGGUAUCUUUAUAUGUAGUGGCCAUCCAGUAGGCUUAUUUUUACAAGAUGAUGCUGUUGAGAAGGGACGCGUGCCAUUUUCUUCUAAGCCUGCAGCUUGUCCUGCUCGACUCCCUUCCCGCUCGCUCCAGCUGCACGCGUGCCCCUUGGCUUGCAGCUUCUCCAUAGCUGUUCCCUGGGCUUUCCUUCCUGGCGUGCUUGGAGGGACACUCUAGCAAGGUCACCACCACCAGGUAGGUACAGGACACCUACAACACAGGGGUCUGCCUGUUGCCGCUUGCAGGCUGUUGGGAUACAUUGCUUUCCAGUUACAUGAAGGAUCACUAGCGUUUCAUGCUAGGAACUGGAUCGGGAAGCUGGCAGAAGCUUCUCUAAACGCGGCAUUGCAGGUUGUAUUUUAGAAAGAUCCUCCUAGGGGAGAAAGGGUUGGUGUUUAGGCUGUGUCAUUUAGGCUGCAAGUGAAACUCCGCUUACCCUGGGCAAGUCCCAAUGCUGAGGUUAACGGUGGAAAAGAAUUGGUGCUCCUGGGUGGGGAAUGCGGCGUUUUCCAGCCUCGGGAACCCUCUCAAGCCGGGCAGGUGCCCAGCUGGAGAGGCCGCCCUCGCGUUGCGCUCCGAGGCGGGCCGCGAGCCCCAGGCUUCCCUCCCCACGUAGCUGUUCCUGCUGUGACCGGCAGAGGUUUUGCCUCGCACAUUAUCCUGCCAAGUGCCUGUCUCUCACCUUGACCGUGUGUUUCGUGCACAGCUCGACUGCAGAAUUCUCCCGUUUGUUUUUAAAGCCACCGUAAAGAGCGCGCGUGCAACGCUGAAGCCUGUUACGGAGCAGAGCGGCCUCCAUGGGGAAGCGCAGCGGCGGCCUCGCGGUGUGCCUCCCAGCCACGUAAACCCGGGUGUGCUUUUUAAGUGCUGUUUCCUCAGAAAGAACCAUUUUAAGGAUGAACCUUGUUAAAUUUAAUAUAAUUUAUUGUUAGGCUUUGGUAACGUGUUUGUCUUUUGAGAGCUCACCGGUGUGAGCUUUCUGCUGUGUCCAUAAGCCUGUUUGUCUGCAUCUUCCGAGUGGGGUCUGCUUUUCUUUUACCUUCUUUCAGUGCUUAAUUACGUUUAUGGGCUUGACUAUCACAACUCCCUAUGUGGAAUAAGUGUAAAAUAUGUCCCUUAAUACUUGUUUUGAACUUGCAUUUCAAUCUUUGUGAAACGGUUUAGAAGAAGAUAGCAUUAAGAUUGUAUAAUAAGAUUGCACAAGAUAAAAUAUAGUUUAUAUUGCUUUCUCGUAGCCAAUCUGCAUGAUUGUUGGCGUGGUUUUAAUGGGAAUUACAAGCUUCAUGUGGCUGUAACUAGUCACUUAACUCUAAGCAAAGUUCUCUCUGGGUAUUUU